ACCGAAGUCCCCAAAGAUGUAACCGUGCGGGAGGGAGACGAUAUCGAAAUGCCCUGCGCGUUCCGGGCCAGCGGAGCCACCUCAUACUCGCUGGAGAUUCAGUGGUGGUACCUUAAGGAGCCUCCCCGGGAGCUGUUACAUGAGCUGGCGCUCAGCGUGCCGGGCGCCCGGAGCAAGGUAACAAAUAAGGAUGCAACUAAAAUCAGCACCGUGCGUGUCCAGGGCAAUGACAUCUCACACCGCCUUCGGUUGUCUGCUGUACGACUGCAGGACGAAGGAGUUUAUGAGUGUCGUGUGUCGGACUACAGCGACGACGACACUCAAGAACACAAGGCCCAGGCGUUGCUGCGCGUGUUGUCGCGUUUCGCACCGCCCAACAUGCAGGCUGCUGAGGCAGUGUCCCACAUUCAGAGCAGUGGCCCUCGUCGACACGGAGCCCCCAGCGCUGUCAGCUCCAGCAACGCAGGCGCAGUGGUCCGCACCACCUCUGAACCUGGGCAUGGAGACAAGAACCCACCUCCUGGGAGCCCUCCUGCUUGGCCAGAAGUUCCGGAGGCCGCCGCCGCCGCCGCUGCUGCUGCUGCCUCUGCAACCCACACAGUCACCACCACUGCUGCUGCAGCUGCUGCUGCUUCAUCAGCUUCUCCGCCAUCGGGCCAGGCUGUCCUUCUGCGUCAGAGGCACGGUUCCG
Messenger RNA from Cricetulus griseus (Chinese hamster), 691 nucleotides. The record is from RefSeq and is a predicted model, not a curated record. NCBI's taxonomy places the organism in Eukaryota, Metazoa, Chordata, Mammalia, Rodentia, Cricetidae.